AUGCCUGAGAAUGCCAAGAAUGACAGGAAGACUUCGGGUUUGGAAGUGAGCGCCGAUAGUGAUGGCGAAGAGGUCGAGCUUCACACCAAAUUUGCUGGGCCCGAGGAGCUACGGCUACGUCUUAGACAGCAACUUGGUGAAGGUGCAAAAGUUCGAGUCCAGAUGAGGCACAAUGUCUACAAGAUUGAAUCUUCCAAGCCGGUCGAUCUGCCUAAAUGGCAUGUAAACAGACGCUCCAAUGCAUUUCUCGUAGUCACUUGCUUUGGUGAGGACAUUGAGAUCGGUCGAUGUGCCACGUUGGACAUCAGCACCGAGGCUCUUGAGUUCUUCCGCUCCCGUAUCUCUGCGGGCGAAUCCGAGGACUUGAUGUCCAAGGGCAAGCAAUCCUUUCGUCACGGCCUUGUCGAUAGUUCCUAUGGCGCCCGUGACAAAGACUAUCAUGGCGUUGAAUGGCUUUGGUGA
This is a messenger RNA of Thyridium curvatum, 462 nucleotides long. RefSeq lists its product as uncharacterized. Lineage: Eukaryota; Fungi; Ascomycota; Sordariomycetes; Thyridiales; Thyridiaceae. The record is from RefSeq and is a predicted model, not a curated record. The transcript is spliced from 3 exons. Bases 1 to 462 code for a protein of 153 amino acids.